Malassezia globosa CBS 7966 is the source of this 1968-nucleotide messenger RNA. RefSeq lists its product as uncharacterized. The transcript has a single exon. NCBI's taxonomy places the organism in Eukaryota, Fungi, Basidiomycota, Malasseziomycetes, Malasseziales, Malasseziaceae. The record is from RefSeq and is a predicted model, not a curated record. Gene Ontology annotation, molecular function: oxidoreductase activity; copper ion binding. The coding region runs from base 1 to 1968 and encodes 655 amino acids.
AUGGACGUAACCCUCCAACAGACGCUACAACAUGCAUGGGACGAGAGUUGGAGCGCGUUGCGCGUGUACACUGCGCUCAAGCAGCAAUCUGAUCCCAUGGCGCUGGAUGCGUCAUUUAAUCCAAAUGAAGCUCCUCGUGAGCGUGUCUACGACUGGACUGUGGACCGUCGGAUCCAGGCACCUGAUGGCGUGCCGCGUCUCAUGUACACAAUCAAUGGAAAAUUCCCAGGACCUACCAUACAAGCCACAGUGGGUGACACAGUUGUUGUCCACGUUCGUAAUCAUAUUUGGGAUGACUAUCAAGUUCCAGAGCCUCCUAUUACUUCUAAGUUGGACCACGUUCAUCCCGAAGGCACUGAUCGCAAGUUUGCUAUCCACUGGCAUGGCCUGUCAAUGCGAGGAACCCAAGUAAUGGAUGGUGCCGCCGCAUUCACAUCCUGUCCGUUAAAACCAGGCAACGAAACAACAUAUCGUUUUGUUGUGCACCCGGAGGAUGUCGGCACGCAUUGGUACCAUUCACAUGUGGGUACGUCACGCGCCGAUGGUUUGUGGGGUAUGUUGAUUGUGCAUGCCCGGGAGGACGAGCGUAAAGUCCUGAAGGAACGUGCACCAGCGCAUGAAACACACUGGGAUGAGGAAGUCGCCAUUGCUGUGGGCGAUCACUUUCAUGAAAUGAGCCCCCAGAGUCUUGGGAAGUACGUCUCCAUUAUCUUGUCCAGCGCUGAGCCUGUGCCCGACAGCGGGCUCAUUAAUGGUAAACACAUUUUCUCCUGUAACAUGUCGCGCAUAACCGAUGUGCCUUGUCCCGCAGGUGAUAAGGAUGAAGUGGGAGAAUAUGCACAGUUCCAUUUGCGUCAUGACCAGCAAUAUCGCCUGCGUCUUGUGAAUGUAGGCUCACUAGCUGACGUCAUGUUUAGCGUCGACGAGCACACUAUGACAGUCAUUGAGGCGGACGGUGUGCUUGUCGAGCCUAUGAAAGUACAUCGUAUCCCCAUUUCACCGGGGCAGAGAUACUCAGUGAUUCUGCACCGUGAGCCGAGCAGCAAACGGCACGAGCGCGUUUGGAUGCGCGCAGAACUUGAGGGUGAAUGCUUCAAGUAUAUGAAUCCCGUUCUAGAUCCAUUCCUCAAGGCCAUCGUCACUUACGACGUUAACAUGCCGCCACUAUCGGGCGGCUGGCUGUCGCCACUCCGCGCUCGGCAGCUCUUUGGCCAACAGGCGACAGAAAAGCAUCGUCGGUAUACGUCGGCAUCAAAGCGGCCUACCACCCAAGCUUGGAGUCCAGAUAUUAAGGACGAAGGGAUCCCAUCCGAGCCAUGCCACGACCUGGAGCCUGGUACACUUGUGCCGCUUAUUCCCGAUCCAGCGCCAGAGUUUAUUCCUGAGCGAGGUGAUCGACGCGAGUUCAUCAACAUUGAGGUAUUGACGCGUCAAAAACUUCGCGUGCCUAUGGCCUAUAUGAACUUGACGUCUUGGCGUCCUUACGGCGCGCGUGGACCCUCGCAACAACCACUUCUACAUCGUAUCUCGCAUACAAAUUACUCGACGGUUGAGGACUGGGAGCAGCAUGGCCUAGUCAACCGUGAGCACGAAUUGGUCGUGAGUCCUCACCCUACCAAUCCCGUCGUGUAUGAGCUCGUUCUCAUCAACUUGGAUGAUGGUCCGCAUCCUUUCCAUUUGCAUGGCCACAAGUUCUGGGUUUUACAUACAGGUGAGAUGGAAAUUCCCGCAUAUCGCUAUAAGCCUGAAGUGCAGCGAGAGUUCGAUUUGCAACGUGCUAUGAAGCGUGACACAGUCGUCGUUCCUAUGCUGGGACAUGCAAUAAUUCGUUGGGUCGCUGAUAACCCAGGUGUGUGGGCUUUUCAUUGCCAUAUGCUUGUUCAUCUCGCGAGCGGCAUGGCAAUGGCUAUCGUUGAACAGCCAACGGUUCUACAAACCCAGCCUCUUGUGCCACAGUCAUGUCAAUAG